Harmonia axyridis is the source of this 2514-nucleotide messenger RNA. RefSeq lists its product as uncharacterized. Bases 1 to 2514 code for a protein of 837 amino acids. NCBI's taxonomy places the organism in Eukaryota, Metazoa, Arthropoda, Insecta, Coleoptera, Coccinellidae. The record is from RefSeq and is a predicted model, not a curated record. The transcript has 3 exons.
AUGCGCAGUCCAUCAGACGAUGUACCUCAGAACGAAUCAUGCCAAUCGCAGAGUCAAACCUCUUAUUUUUCGCAUUCCAACUCAGUGAAUCUUUUGCCUGCCAACUCCACAGUUUUAUUGGCUACUGCUCAAGUAGACAUCCAAGACGCUUGGGGUAACUUUCAGAAAGUUCGAGUUUUAUUAGACGCCGGUUCUCAAAUUAAUAUCAUAUCCCAAUCUUGUGUUAAUAAGUUAGGAUUGCAAAUUUCAAAGACUGCACUUUCAAUUACUGGCAUAGGGGAAAGUUCAUCUACUGCUUCUGGUAGCACUGUCUGCUCUAUUCGCCCUACAGGUCAGAUCAAUUCAUCUUUCACCUUUGACGCUGUAGUUCUCCCAAAAAUUUGUACACAAAUGCCGACCUCUUUAGUCCAAUUUUCCAAUUGGAAAUGCAUCUCCAACAAAAAAUUAGCAGAUCCUGAAUUUUCUACUCCACAUUCUGUGGACAUUCUUCUUGGUGCAGAUAUUUUCCCACUUGUACUCAAGGACGGUCGAAUCAAAGGCAACGGUUCGGAACCUACAGCCCUAGAAACUGUUUUCGGUUGGGUUUUCAUGGGGCGAAUUCAGUCUCCUAGUCGCUCAAUGAAUUCAUUUCAUUUGUCUUUAUGUGAUUCUUCUUUGAAUUCCACAUUAAAGAGGUUCUGGGAACUCGAAGAGGUGCCAACAACAACAUCCUCUUCACCAGAGGAUCAACGUUGUGAACAACUCUUUGUUGAAGGUCAUUCGAGAGAUGCUUCGGGACGAUACACGGUUGCAUUGCCAUUUGAAAGUGGCAAAUGCGUUUGUUUUGGGGAUACAUAUUCUUUAGCUCUGCGUCGUUUUCUGUCGCUCGAACGUAGACUUAUAAGAACUCCAGAAGUUUACCAGGAGUAUUGUCAUUUCAUGAAAGAUUAUUUGAGUAGUAAUCAUAUGUCGUCAGUAAUCACCGAUGUCGAAACUGAAAAUAAUUUCUAUAUCCCUCAUCAUUGUAUCAUCAAGCCUGAUAGUGCGUCGACUAAGUUACGAGUAGUGUUCGACGCAUCAGCUCACCUUCCAGGUAAAUUGUCCUUGAAUGAUGCUCUCUUGAUUGGUCCUAAAUUACAGAAAGAUAUUUUUGUAAUUCUGUUGAAUUUUCGUGUCCACACUUUCGUUUUCACGGCCGAUAUAAAACAGAUGUAUCGUCAAAUCUUGAUUCAGCCCUCACAUCGUGAUUACCAAAGAAUUCUUUGGAGGUUUUCUCCGUCAGAGCCUAUCGGUGCAUAUCGAUUAAACAGUGUUACCUACGGAGUUGCGCCUGCUCCUUUUCUUGCUCUUAGAACUUUGUCUCAACUAGCUGAGGACGAAGGAGCCUCUUUCCCAAAUGCUUCCAAAAUCCUGCUCAGGGAUAUUUACGUGGACGAUAUUGUCACUGGCUGUGAUGAUCUCGAACAGGCCAAAGUUUUGGUGGAUGAGUUGAUAUCAUUGUUGGAAUGUGGUGGGUUUGAGCUUCGCUUGCAAUGGGAUGAUUCUCUCCCAGUGGAGGUAAACAAUCGCUGGAAUCAGUGCAAAUCUGAAUUGCACGAACUAGCAAAGCUCAAAAUUCCUAGACUGUUGGCAUCAGGUUCCUAUUCACGAUGCGAACUCCAUGGCUUCGGAGACAGUAGUGAACGAGGUUAUGCUGCUGUCAUUUACCUUAGAUUUUUCUAUCCCAACGGAUCUGUUGGUACAUCAUUCGUAUGUGGCAAAUCGAAGGUUUCUCCGGUAAAGAGAAUUUCAAUUCCUAGAUUGGAACUCUGCGCCUGUCUUCUCUUGUCUAAACUCAUUUCCUUAGUUCUCUCGAUCUAUUCAUCCGCCUUUCAGAUAAGCAAAGUUUUUGCCUGGUCCGAUUCCACAGUCGCUCUGACAUGGAUCAGAUCCUCCCCUCAUCGAUGGAAAUCGUUCGUCAGUAAUCGAACGACUCAGAUUCAGGAAUUGGUUUCGCCAGAACUCUGGUAUCAUGUCAAAUCUAGGGAUAACCCCGCUGAUUGUGCUUCACGUGGUUUGACGCCAGUUGAACUUCUGAAUUGUACAUUAUGGUGGGCGGGACCAUACUGGCUCCGUUCAGAGGAAACCACUUUCGAUCGCAGAGAAAUGGAAAGUGAUCAGAAUCUCGUGAGGGAGGAAGAGCGUCACAUUUCUUUGCCCACAUUUGUCUGCUCGCAAUUUGUACCUGAGUUGCUUUCGAAGUUCUCGUCGUUGUCCAAGAUUCAGCGUAUAGUGGUUUACGUUUUCAGAUUCGUUCAUAACCUGAAAAACUCCAAGUCUCGUAUAAAUGGAAUUGUAUCAUCGAUGGACCUCAAACAUGCUUUCACCUUCAUCAUCAAGCAAGUACAGCAAUCUGUGUUUCAGGCAGAUAUUGCUAAUAUUCAGAAUGAAAAACCUAUUUCGAAGGGUCUUCAGUUUACCAUCAUCCAGGUGCCCAAACUCUACAAUUUCUCCUUACUCAACAAGUUUGGAUAUUGUCCGCUCGAAAAGCGAUAA